This is a messenger RNA of Neoarius graeffei (lesser salmon catfish), 1735 nucleotides long. RefSeq names its product THAP domain-containing protein 1-like. The record is from RefSeq and is a predicted model, not a curated record. Bases 326 to 1387 code for a protein of 353 amino acids. NCBI's taxonomy places the organism in Eukaryota, Metazoa, Chordata, Actinopteri, Siluriformes, Ariidae. The transcript is spliced from 5 exons.
UUCUAUGGAGCUGCGUUGCUGGUGGUUAUUUUGAAGGUUUAUAGACUGGUACUGAUGAGGUGCUGCAUUAUGAUCGUCCGGAGAUGAUGUGGAGGCGGUUGAUGAAAUAGUAAUCAUAAUAAUGUCUUGGAUAUCUUAAACGGGAGAAUUUGGUGAAUGUAUGCUGCAUCAGUGUCAUGGAGAAGUUGGUGAAUGUAUGCUACAUCAGUGUCAUGUGUCCAUGAAGAACUAUAGCAUCAUGUGACCUCACAGAAGGUGGCGGUCACUGCGGUUAUACCAGCUAAGUGGCAGAAGGUCUAACUUGCUGUGCGGCAGCUUGAGUGCCAUGAAAACGCGUAACCCAUCUAAAAUGGGAAAGAGCUGUUGUGCGAUUGACUGCAAAAACAGAUUCAGCAAGAACUCUGAGCUGUCGUUUUACAGACUGCCAAAAGUCAAAGAAAAGAGAAACCAGUGGAUCAGUGCACUUCGCAGGAAGAACUGGAAUCCAGGCACCGAAGCGUGGAUUUGCAGCUGCCAUUUUGUAUCGGGGAAGAAGAGCGACGAUCCCCUACACCCUGACUACGUGCCAAGUUUGUUUAGUUUCACAUCCACCACUGCUCGAACUCGGGCCAUCAACAACCUGGAAAGAUAUCUACGAGCUCAAGAAGUUUCAGAGAAAAACACAAGUAGAGCACUAGCUGCUACAGCUCUUCUGAACCUGCAUCAAAUCAAAGAAGAGGGAGUAGAAAGUGUGCAUCAAGUCAAGGAGGAAGAGACUCUGAAUCAAGUCAAAAUUGAGGUCGAGGCUCUGCAGGAUGUUGAAGAGCCCGAGACCGUGCGUUGCAUCAAAGAAGAGGUACUAAAUCUUGAAUUUCAAGACACUGAGGUCCAGACCGAGGAGACGCACAACGACAUCGCCUCAUUACAUCAACAGAUUAAAUCUUUAAACGCUGAAUGUCAGUCACUGCGGAAUAAAGUUCACAAACUAGAAGGCGACUUGAAACGUCGCACUCUCGACACGUCACAAUUUGAUGAUAAUAAAAUGAAAAUCUUCACAGGCUUACCCAAUUUACAGACCUUCAUGUUAUUAUUCAGUUACGUCUCCUCACUUCUUCCUGAUACUGAAAAACAGUCGCUCAAGCCGACUCAAGAGCUACUACUUACGCUGAUGAAGCUGCGCCACAAUCUAUCAGAGAAAUUUUUAGGCCAACUCUUUGCAGUUCAUCAAUCGACAGUAUCAAGAAUCUUUCGCCGUUGGACGCGGGUCAUGGCAAGCAGGCUCCCGGAGGCGGAGUUUCCCUUAUUGAAGGCAGCCAUCUUGCAGCACGUUUCACCAAGCAGUCCGACUGAUGAGGCGUACUCCAGUGGGAAAGUGAUAUCCGUGCAAACCCUGUACAAAACUGUUUGAUCCUUGAACAAGAUCAGCCGGAGGGCGUGUCGGGUUGUGGAUGGUGACUGGACUUUCACAGAAAUGGGGACUUGAAUCGAAAUCUGAGUGUACAUGAGACAGAUUUGGUGCCUUUCCUUUUCCUAACUGUGGUGGGUUUCCCAAAAGCCUCUUAACACUAAAGAGCAUCUUAACUCGGAGUGUUCAUUGUGCUGCUUACUCUACCAUUUUAACAAUCUUUGUGCAUGAUGUUUUUGGGAAACUCUGCACUGUUCUGUACUUAUGUGCGCGCAUGUUUCUCUGGAUACGCAAAAGGGAAACGAUGGUAUGUACAGUGUACAUUGGUUAAUAAAGAUAUAUUUUUGUUAA